Messenger RNA from Orbilia oligospora ATCC 24927, 753 nucleotides. RefSeq lists its product as uncharacterized. The transcript has 3 exons. The record is from RefSeq and is a predicted model, not a curated record. Lineage: Eukaryota; Fungi; Ascomycota; Orbiliomycetes; Orbiliales; Orbiliaceae. The coding region runs from base 1 to 753 and encodes 250 amino acids.
AUGGCGACUACCUCCAGUCCUUCUCCCCGUCCCGUAUUCACCGCUUCUCCAUCUCCUCAGGCUCACUUCACAGCCCUCAUCGCCACUUCCCCGUCUCCUACAUCUCAACAUGUUUCAACUUCACCUACUCCUCCUCCACGUCCUCCUUCCUCUCCCGGGAUCUCCGUCUUCGCUCCUCGUCCUAUGAGGGUUCCCAUGUACCGUCCUCAAUUCCCCCGACCGGUUUUCCUCUACGACUCCGACACCGUCGAUUCCAAGGAAAACACCCAGGCUGCCUCUGCCACUGUCACAGCUACAGCUACAGCUACAGCUGUAACUUCCACCCGUCGUAGCUCUGUUGCUUCUACCGGUAUUCCAGAGGAGGGUCUUGACUCCAAGCUAUUUAAUACGCCAAAGGAUGUUCUCGACGAGCUCUACAAGAUUAUCCGUCCAACUUCGGCCUCCUCGGCUUCCACCACCGGUGGCACCCAACCUCCUAGUGCUUCCAGCCCAAACACCUAUAUGCGUCAUUACCCCUUCAAUCCACGCACUCCUACAAAUACCUCUCAUCGCCGACAUCCCAGCGAUGCUAGCGAUGGAGGUCUUAGCAACAUCCUCCACGGCCUGAGCGUUCUCGCUGGGAAUCCACGCGCCUCCCCAGACAGCGGGGACUGGCGAAGUAUGCAUCCAGCUGUUUCUCCGGUUGCUCGUCGCGCUAUCAACCCCAUGGUCCGCGAUCCAAGCUUCCAAGGCGAAUCGCAAAAGAAGGACUAA